AUUACACAAAUAUUUAUCUAUAACGAAAUGAGCGAUCUCAACUGGUGUACUUAUUGUGACAAUGCUAUCAGCCCAUUCUCCAACUCUCUUUACUGCUCUGAAGAUUGUCUUAGAUCAGAUGCUUUGAAUCAUCAUCCGUUGUUAGGAUAUGAUUAUGCAGAGUUGAAGGACUUUCCCCGUUCUUCACCAUCACCUACUUUAACCGCCUCAUCAUCUUCCACUGCAUCUCUAUCACCAUGUUUAUCUCCUAUUGCAUCAUUUAAAGAAGUGCCUGCAUUUCAACUAAACACACCUCAGGACUCUCUGUAUCAACACUUUUACCAACAAAAAAAGAAGCCAACAACAACCCCUUCUCCCAUCUUGUUAUCCUCCUGGACAAAGACAAUUCUCUAAAUACUAUUUUUUCAUCCCACAUAUACCCUUACAAAACAAGAAAAAAAAUAUCUUUCUCUAUCCCUCUCUUUUCUUCACUACAUACAUGCAUUGCCUUAAUUAUUCAUUUCUCUUUCUUUUUUCCAACACAAAAAAUAUCAUAUUUCUGUACAAUAAUAAACUUUUUUUUUUCUCUGUAAUUCUCCAAA
Mucor mucedo is the source of this 581-nucleotide messenger RNA. RefSeq lists its product as uncharacterized. Lineage: Eukaryota; Fungi; Mucoromycota; Mucoromycetes; Mucorales; Mucoraceae. The coding region runs from base 28 to 393 and encodes 121 amino acids. The transcript is spliced from 2 exons. The record is from RefSeq and is a predicted model, not a curated record.